This is a messenger RNA of Ilyonectria robusta, 1763 nucleotides long. RefSeq names its product apoptosis-antagonizing transcription factor. Bases 26 to 1705 code for a protein of 559 amino acids. Gene Ontology annotation, cellular component: nucleus; nucleolus. The record is from RefSeq and is a predicted model, not a curated record. NCBI's taxonomy places the organism in Eukaryota, Fungi, Ascomycota, Sordariomycetes, Hypocreales, Nectriaceae. The transcript is spliced from 2 exons. Gene Ontology annotation, biological process: maturation of SSU-rRNA from tricistronic rRNA transcript (SSU-rRNA, 5.8S rRNA, LSU-rRNA).
CCAGCAACAAGCAACGACUGCAACAAUGGCGAAAUCAAAGAGCCGCGUGAAGCAGUUUGAGGAAAUGGACGAGCACAUUUCAAAAGAACACGACCCUGAAGCCGACGUCGAGGCGAGCGAACAGGGCAGUGGAAGCGAGGCCAGCGACGAUGAGAACGCGGGUACAGAACAUUACGUUUCCGUCGGGAAAAGCAAGUUGAGAGAGAAGGAGGGUGUAUCUCUCGGUCCUCAGUAUCGAGGAGCUCGCGUUACAAGACAAGCUCUGGACCAAGAGAGCGACGAUGAAACCGAUGAGGAUGAUGGCGACGAGGGAUCAGAAGACGGAGAUGAGUACGACGAUCCCGAGACAGCCAAUCUGGAACUCGACACCGCAGAAGCCAGCGACUCGGAGAUUUCUAGCGAAAAUGCUCUGGGCGAGAGCGACGAUGAGCGAUUGAAGGACUUUACCUUCCGAGGGAGCUCGAAGCCCAAGAAGCCGCUCAAGUCGAAAAAGAGGGCUACUGCUGCAGACUACAUGUCCUCCUCUGACGAAGCGGGUGAGGGUGGCGCUGAGGUGGAUGAGGAUGAUGAUAUGAGCGGUGUUGAUCUGGGCGAGUCUGGCGAGUCUGACGACGACAUGGACGAUGGUUUGGAUGCGCUUGUGAAUGGGGACUCGGACGAAGAGUCCGAUGAGGAUGGCGACGAGGAUAAUGGCGACGAGGAUGAUGACGAUGACGAUGAAGACGAGGAAGAGGAAGAUGAUUCGGAAAGCGACGACGAGGGUAGCAAGGACCAAACCGCAAAGCCAGCACUUGCAGCUUUGUCGACCAGAGCCGAUGUCGACAAGGGCCUUGCGAUUCAACAGCAGAGGAAGCUCUAUGAUGGACUCCUCAAUCUUCGAAUUCGUCUCCAGAAGGCGCUCAUCGCUGCAAACACUUUCGCAACCAUUGAGGACACCCCAGAGCCCGAGUCUGAGCCUUACGAGGCUGCAGAGGAGGCCGCCAUCAAGCUUCUCAACACCAUCAGCAGCCUGAAGAACAACUUUGGGUCAUCAUCCCGGGCUGGCGACAAGCGGAAACGUGAGCUUGAAGUGUCAAUGGCUACUCAGGAUAUCUGGAACCAGAUGCAAGAGGAGGAAGAGCGGUCCGUCAAGUUCAGGGAGGACCGACUAGAGAAAUGGGCUCGCAAAGUCCAGACUGUCAACAUUACGGCACCGGGCGCCUUGGGCUCCAGGAACAAGACUCUCAUCAGCGCCCUCCAAGAGCAGCUCGCCAACCCGGAUAACCGCCUGGCAAAGCGAUCUCGUGUCCCGCGAUCAUGCGCCCCCGCGCAGGCGGCCAAGGGCGUCACAGAAGACGAAGACAUUUACGAUGACGCCGACUUUUACCAACUCCUCCUCAAGGAGCUUGUGGACCAGCGAACUGUGGAAAGCGCGUCGGCGCAAGCAGGUGCGGUUCCGACGGUGAUGAUGACAGUCUCUAAGGAGGCCAAGAUGCGCAAGAAUGUCGAUCGCAAAGCCAGCAAGGGCCGCAAGAUGCGUUUCACGGUGCACGAGAAGCUGCAGAACUUUAUGGCUCCCGAGGAUCGGCGGGCGUGGGAACAGGAGGCCAUUGAUCGAUUCUUUGGUACCUUGUUUGGACGCAAGAUGGAGCUCAACGAGAAUGACAGCGACGACGACAUGGAGGUUGAUGCCGAGGAGGCUGGUCUCCGACUAUUCAGGAGCUAAAAAUUUGUACCAGAUUGUACUACGAUAUAGAUGUAAUCGGACUUAAACAUCCCCAAGC